AUGAACGGCGUGGUCGGAAGCGGCAAUUCAAGGAGCAACGCCUGCGCAGUCAAUGAACAGCCGCGUUCGCCAAUCGCCAUCAUGAAGCUCUUGUCAGUCGCAGCGGCCAUCUCUGGCCUGCUGUCGCCCGUCAUUGCUGCCGCGUCCCAGAGCGCCAAGCUACCCGCCGACUUCAAGCCGCCCCAGGUGUUCAAGAAUGCCAACCUGGUGCACGUCAUCUCGCUCGAGAAGAACUACGCCAAGGAGCAAAUCAAUGUCGCCAUUGAGAACGUGUCCAAGGAGCCGCAAGACGAAUACUACAUCCCAUUUACCUCUUCGCAGGUUGCCCGCAUCGGCGGCUUCGAGGUAAAGGACCGCAAGGACGACAACGCCGGCCCGUUUGCCGUCGAAGUGGUUGAAUACGACCCCAACAGCGAUACCCAAUACUACCGGAUUCGCCUCCCCAACCCGCUCAAGGCCGGCGCUCAGCAGACCCUCGGCAUCACCUUCUUUUACCUCGACGCGUACCGCCCGCUUCCCGCUACGAUUGAGCAGGACGAGACGCAGUAUCUGGUCCACGACUUUUCCGUCUUUGCCCCGUCUGCUUACAAGACGAGCAAGCAAAAGACCGAAGUCAAGUCGGCCUCUGCCACCAUCCCCGACUACACCAAAGUCGACAAGUUUCCACAGAAGCAGGGCACCAAGCUGACCUACGGACCUUUUGACGAGAAGCCCGCUGGCGCAGUUUCUCCCGCCGAGAUCCGAUUCGAGUUUGCCAAACCCGUCACCCACAUCUCCGAGCUCGAUCGCGAGGUCGAAGUCAGCCAUUGGGGCGGCAACGUUGCCUUUGAAGAGCAUUACACCCUGGAGCACCGCGGCGCCAACCUGUCUGCGCCUUUCAACCGUGCCAAGUGGACGCAGUCACAGUACUUUAGCCGUGGCUCCUCGGCGGCUCUCAAGGAGCUCCGUGUUCCCCUGCAGAUUGGUGCAGCCGAUCCCUACUUCACCGAUGUUAUUGGCAACGUGUCUACCUCACGUUUCAGAAGCAACAAGCGCGAGGCUCUCCUCGAGCUCAAACCCCGCUACCCCAUCUUUGGUGGCUGGAAGUACCCCUUCACCAUUGGCUGGAACAUUGACGCAGCCAGCAUCUUGCGCCGCACGGCCGCUGGCGGCAAUGUGCUCAAGAUACCUUUCCUCGAGGGUCCCAAGCAGGCUGAGGGUGUUGAAUACGGCCGCGUCAACCUACGCGUUCUUCUGCCCGAGGGCGCUGAGAACGUGAAGUUUUUUACCGACAUCCCCGAGUCAUCGAUUACUGAGACGUCAAUUGACGUCGUCCAGACAUACCUAGACACUGUUGGCCGCACCUCAGUCACCAUCAAAGCCGUGAACCUGGUUGACGAGUUCCGCGACCGCCACCUCAUCAUUACCUAUGACGCUACGCUCCUCUCAUCGCUGCGCAAGCCCGUUGUUAUUUUCGCGAGCAUGAUGAGUCUUUACUUUACGGCAUGGGCGAUCGGCAACAUCAAGGUUGGAUUUGGCAAGAAAUAA
Messenger RNA from Akanthomyces muscarius, 1527 nucleotides. RefSeq lists its product as uncharacterized. The record is from RefSeq and is a predicted model, not a curated record. The transcript has 5 exons. NCBI's taxonomy places the organism in Eukaryota, Fungi, Ascomycota, Sordariomycetes, Hypocreales, Cordycipitaceae. Gene Ontology annotation, cellular component: membrane; oligosaccharyltransferase complex. Bases 1 to 1527 code for a protein of 508 amino acids.